This is a messenger RNA of Sesamum indicum (sesame), 4399 nucleotides long. RefSeq lists its product as uncharacterized. NCBI's taxonomy places the organism in Eukaryota, Viridiplantae, Streptophyta, Magnoliopsida, Lamiales, Pedaliaceae. The record is from RefSeq and is a predicted model, not a curated record. Gene Ontology annotation, cellular component: nucleus. Gene Ontology annotation, molecular function: protein binding; double-stranded DNA binding; histone methyltransferase activity.
UUAACGCAAACUCUGCUUACCGUAUUUUUUUCCCCCACUCCGACACAUUAUUUUCGCUUCAGAUCAUUUUUACCGUUGCUCAAUCCAUCCGAUUCCCAAAUUCCAUAUAUAAUCACGCCCGGAAACACAGACAAGUCCGUGUAUAUCGUACAUAUAUACACAUAUGUAUGUAUGUAUAUUUGUGAGCUUGGUUGAAGAAACCUGUAGAUUUGGAUAUCGCGACGGCCAAUCCGGCUUUGUGGAGAAGGGCUCGUGAAAUUUCUUUUCAGCUAUUCGAAGAGAUUAUCAACAACUUGUCUUUCAUCAGGUUUUAACUGACGUACGGUGGAACUGGUGUCACUCUUUUAGGGAUUGUUGACAACAAAUAAUGGUUUCUUUUGCAAGCGGUAGCUUAACCGGUGAGGUUUCUAGCAAGCGGCCUUUGGAGAAUGGUCGUAUGCCCAAAUAUAAGCCCAGGAAAGUUUCUGCAGUCCGGGAUUUUCCACCAGGGUGUGGCAGCAAUGCUUUGCCAAUGAUUUUGGAACCUGAAGAAAAUGGUGGUAGUGGAGCUAGGAUUGUGGAUGCUAUUGGUGUUAAAAAUUGUGAAAUGGCCAAACCUGUGGUGGCUAUUGGUGUGGGUUCUAGUGGUGUCAAAAGCUCUAAUAUUGAAGUGGAAAGUCGAUUACAUGAAGCAAUGAACGUUAUUGUGGAUGUACAUAUGACUGAAUCAUUGGAUACAUUAGUAGAACAAGUGAUGGCAAAUGCAACAGGCAUCGAGAAAUUAAGGAUGGAAGUUGGAUCAGUUGGAACUCAAUUGCCAGACGAGGUCGAUUGUCAUACCCAGGGAACAGUAGAUAGUCCUAUUGAAGUAGAUAGCACUGAAUCAUUGGACGCAUUGGUGGGAAAAGUGACUACGACAAUGAUGGAUGAUUCCUCUAAUGAUGUUGAGGAAUUGAUAACAGAAACCAACCUCAUGGCAGUCUAUACGCCGAAUGACACCAAAAGUGAUCCUUCUAAUAAAGAUACCGAGGCUGGUGGUCAGACAAUGUUGAAAGAGCUGAAUGAAGUAGAAGGUUUGUCUUUGGUUCAGGACUCAAGUGUGGAGGCAGCAAAGGCCAUGUUAGAUGCUGGUGCUUCAGUUGAUAAAGAGCUCUUGCUGGAUAGUUCUCUGGCAUUGUCUUCAGCUUGUGUGAGUAUUAAGCCAGAAACUUCCAUUAGACCGAAGGAUAAAUACCGUCGGAGAAGAGUGUCUGCUGUGCGCGACUUCCCUCCGCACUGUGGGAGCAAUGUUCCUUUACCAACCGAGGAAGGCAAACAGAUGGUCACUUCAGGAAAUGAUUUACCGAAUAGGAUUGAAAAAGUUGAAGUGGAACCAGAGGCAACUGUGUCAAGCAAUGGUUCAGAGGGAGGGGCAGACAUUUGUGUUAAAACAGGAACAACUGAAAAAUUGAAUGAUGGUGGAAGAGGGCUGCUGGAAGAGAUGAAGGAAGCCACGAUGGAAGGUCGGCCCAUGGAUUUUGAAGAAUGCAACAGAGGCAUACGAGAUAGCAAAAUUGAGAAAUCGGAAGCAAGACAAGCUGGGCCGAGAUCAUGGGUUGAUUCCAGCAUUGAGGAUACUGGAUGGCCAGUGGGGAAAGAGAUUGUUGUGUACUCACCCGAUGGAAAUGAUACUGUAAGGUCUCCUUAUAGUGGAAAUGAAUUGCAUAGGGAAGUUGUACAUGGCCUGAUGGCUGCACCAUAUUGUCCGUGGAGGAAAGCGAAAGUAGCUUUAAAUAAUUCAGAUGGUAAAACUAGUGCAGUAAUAAUGAUACAGCAGAACGUGUCCCGGUCACAAAAGUCCGAAACUGUUGCUCUGAAUAGUAAUGUUAUGGAAGAUUCUUCUGGAGGACCAUCUAUGAAGAAGAUUGCAUUUCUUGAUUCAAAAGAUGCAGACGUGAGUCCUGGUUCAUUAACCUGCAUGGAUGAGGAAGAUCGUGGUGCCUAUAAUGAAUGCCCACUUGAAAUCACUCCUAUUUCCAUGGCCAGGCCGGUCAAUGACUCUGCAGGACCUGUUGGAAAGGAUAUUGUUCUUUAUUCACCGGGAGAAAGUGAUGAAAUGAGGCCUUCAAAUAGAGUUUACCGGUCAGCGGAUGAAGUAGAUAGGGAGGUUGUGCAUGGUCUGAUGGCUGCACCUUAUUGUCCUUGGAGGACAGGAAAAACAGUUCUAAGUAUCACUGAUGGAGGAACAAGUGGAGGAAAAAAGAGGAAGCAGAAUUUUUCUUGGCGACAGAAGGCCAAGGCUGUUGCUAGGAAAAGUACUCCUAAAGUAAAGUUUUCGCCAUCUGAGAAGCACAAUGAAGUUCAUAUUUCCAAUGAUGCAGAAAUGAGUCCUGGUGCCUUGGUUCUCUCAGAUGAUGAAGGUAAUGCUCAUGAUGGAGAUUUUCUUGCAGAUUCUCCUCCCAGUCUUCAACCAAAAAUUUUUGAAGUUAGUCUGCCUCCUUUUGGUCCCAACAGUUCUGGUCAUGUUGAUGCCCGCAACAGAGUGAGAGAUACUCUUCGGGUGUUUCAUGCUAUUUGUAGAAAGCUCUUGCAACAAGAAGAGGCAAACUCAACACCAGAAGAGGAAGGAAAAUCCAAGCAAUCUGGCAAAAAACCCAAAAGGAUUGAUCUUCUCACCGCAAAGAUUAUUAAAGACAAAGGAAAAGAAGUUAACACGGAAAAGCUGAUCUUGGGACAAGUUCCUGGAGUUGAAGUGGGGGAUGAGUUUCAGUACAGAGUGGAACUUGCUGUUGUUGGUAUUCACCGCCUGUACCAGGCUGGUAUAGACUGGAUGAAGCUCAAUGGAGUGCCAGUUGCCACUAGUGUUGUUUCUUCUGGGGCUUAUGCUGAUGAUGUGGAGAACGCUGAUGUCUUGAUAUACUCUGGGCAAGGCGGAAAUGUUGUUGGGAAGGUUAAGCAACCUGAAGAUCAGAAGCUUGAAAGAGGGAAUUUGGCUCUAAGGAAUAGUAUAUCGGCAAAGACUCCAGUUCGUGUUGUUCGGGGAUGGAAGGAGACAAAGGUUGUUGAUCCUCUAGACCCAAAACCUAAGACAGUCACGACAUAUGUUUAUGACGGCCUAUACACGGUGACAAAUUAUUGGACAGAAACUGGGACUCAUGGUAAGUUGGUUUUUAAGUUUGAGUUAAGGAGGAAUCCUGGUCAGCCUGAGCUUGCUUGGAAAGAACUGAAGAAGUCAAGUAAGUUCAAAAACCGACCAGGUGCAUGCGUCAGUGAUGUUUCAGGAGGAAAAGAGCCCUUUCCUAUUUGUGCUGUGAAUACUUUUGGCGAUGAGAAACCACCUCCAUUUAACUACACUUCCAAGAUGAUGUAUCCCGAUUGGUUCAAUCCGAUUCCCCCAGCAGGUUGUCAAUGUACGGGCCGAUGCACCGACUCCAAAAAAUGCCGAUGUGCAGUCAGAAAUGGAGGUGAAAUCCCAUACAACCGUAAUGGUGCUUUAGUUGAAACAAAACCUCUUGUAUAUGAGUGUGGUCCCCAUUGCAAAUGCCCCCCUGCUUGCUACAAUAGAGUCUCCCAACGUGGGAUAAAAUUUCAGCUUGAGAUCUUCAAGACAGAGUCGAGAGGCUGGGGAGUAAGGCCCCUGACUUCUAUUCCUUCAGGAAGCUUUAUAUGUGAGUAUGCUGGAGAGCUUCUUGAGGACAAGGAAGCUGAACAAAAAAUUGGCAAUGACGAAUAUCUAUUUGAUAUUGGGCAGAAUUACGGUGACUCUUCUCUCAAGUCUGAAGACCAAGCAAGUUCAGUUGAACAUAUAGAAGAAGUUGGCUACACAAUUGAUGCGGCCCAGUAUGGAAAUAUUGGAAGGUUCAUCAAUCACAGCUGUUUACCUAACCUUUAUGCACAAAACGUGAUUUAUGAUCAUGAUGACAGGAAAAUGCCCCAUGUAAUGCUCUUUGCAAUGGAUAAUAUUCCUCCGUUGCAGGAGCUGACCUAUCACUACAAUUAUUCGGUGGAUCAGAUUCGGGACUCUGAUGGAAAUAUUAAGGUUAAGAAAUGUUAUUGUGGUACUGCAGAAUGUACUGGCAGGAUGUACUAAAUUGUAUAUCGCGGUGACCCAUUUGAGGUAAGGAAUCAUGCGAACUGUUUGGCCUGUGAUCUUAAUUGUUUGAUCUUUUGGAUUCAUUUCUAUUCCUUGCAUACACGUUAGAACUAAGUAUUUUGGGUCUUGGCGAUAAUUUAACAGAUGAAUGUUAGGUAGUGUCUUCUGUAAAUACACCAGGAGUUUUGAAAGUAUUGUAUCUGUCCGUAUACGUGGUGCUCCAUGGGUAGGGUUCAGAGGUGAAGAUAGAAGAUGUUCAAUGGAGUCAUAGACAUGAAUUUGUUUGUGUUUUGCAAAGGAAUGAUGUGUUGACUAUUUCAUGAAAUAAGAUAGUUUUGGCCAACUUUC